Symbiodinium pilosum is the source of this 1053-nucleotide messenger RNA. The record is from the annotation of a GenBank genome assembly. Lineage: Eukaryota; Dinophyceae; Suessiales; Symbiodiniaceae.
AUGCCAAGGUACUUCGCUUGCUUCGCGUUCUUCGCGCUCUUUUGGAUUUGGUUCACAGAUGUUUGUGACAUCGGUCUCGACUCCUAUCGAGAUGCAUUUUACUUGUCGGUGGAAACACAGAUGACGAUCGGUUACGGCCACUUUACUGCAACCUCAGCAACCUCACAAAUAAAGCGAGGGAAGCAUGUCAUGAAGCAAAUGGAAGCCCACAUCCUGCACAUCGAGACUUUCUCACUAGGGUGUCCCAGAUCCGAACUUUGGCGAAUGCUGGGAAGCAGUGCCUUGGACAUGUCCCAGCUGGUUGCAGUCCUCAUUGUGGUUCAGACGGUGGUUGGCCUGAUGUUGGAUGCCACCGUGAUUGGUGUGGUCUUCCAGAAGCUGGCCAACGCAAACGCUCGCGCAAACACGGUGAUUUUCAGUGACACCGCGUUGCUGGAGGUUGAAGAGGGCUGUGCAUACCUGCGGUUUCGUGUGGCCGACAUGUCUUGGCGUCCAUUGUCCCAGGCAACAAUGCAAGUCUAUUGUGUGCAACACCAUCGUGACGAAAGCCAACCGCGCGGAAUCCGCGUUGAGCUUGCCGCGGUGCAUCUAGAAGAGCCCGAUACGGACAUCCACAACGGUAUCAUCUUUCUAGGCCUGCCAGCCAUGGUUUCUCAUAAGAUCAACUAUGAGAGCCCACUCUCGCCGGAUGUGCCUGCUGGUACGACCGGGAGCCCGAGCCCGAAUGAUGUCCGAAAAUAUUUGAUUGAAUCGCCCUAUUUGGAAGUCCUGGUCCUGCUAAGUGGAACAGAGGAAUCCACUGGAGCAAUUGUUGAAGCUCGACAUUCCUACACGCUGGAUGACAUGUUCUGGAACAGAGCAUAUGGGACCUGUGUGUCCAUCAACAGUGAAGGGUACCACUGUGUUGACUUUCACGCCAUCCACCACACCUACCCCUUGUCAGCAUUGACGGAGCAGCGGCAUUUAUCCAUGCCUAAUGGCGCCAUAGCGCAUGGCAUUUCCCACACUUUUCCUGCGACACUGGAUGCAAACAUGGACAGCGACAAUGAGUGA